AUGGCAAUUGAGAAUGUGUUAAUUGGAGGGGAUGGAGGUAUCACCGCCGUCUGUUGCACAAGCGACCUCACACUCCAGGCUAUAAACAACUUCCUCGAACAAGUGAAGCGCCAAGAUGACAAGGAACGACUCCCCCACACCCUGACCUUGAUUCUAGAUCUUGAAAUGACCUAUAGCGGCGCCACCGCAGAACUCCGAGGAGAAGAUCCAAGUACUGUAAUUCGAGGGCCGUUUUUCGAAAUGGAGUAUGCUCGCAUUCAAGAGGUGCUCAAAGAGAUGAUCGAGCACACGGGAUCUGAUCGAUUAGAGAGCGACUGGUUUCUCGUGCUGGAUGAGCGCUCUGAGGACACGCAGUCUGCUGUCAUGGUUAAUGUUGGAGACUUGGGAGUGAGGUCGCUGCGUGUUGAUUACCCUGUAUCAGCGCGAUACUUGGCUGCUGCGGCUAUGGCUAAUCCACCGCUCGACGAGCUAGCAGAGACGGUAGACAAGGGAGGAAUCUUACGGGAUUGA
Messenger RNA from Aureobasidium melanogenum CBS 110374, 510 nucleotides. RefSeq lists its product as uncharacterized. The record is from RefSeq and is a predicted model, not a curated record. The transcript has 2 exons. The coding region runs from base 1 to 510 and encodes 169 amino acids. NCBI's taxonomy places the organism in Eukaryota, Fungi, Ascomycota, Dothideomycetes, Dothideales, Saccotheciaceae.